GGCAGCAAACGAGACGAGGGCUACGCAUGCGCUCACAACGAAGACAUCAAAUUUAUAUCGCGAAGCACCAAAUAUUGUCCUUUAACACGCGACCUGUCAAACGAAACCGAAGGUGCUUCAAACUACGUCGACAUUUGCUGCUUGCGUCAGCUUAAAUGUGGAAGUGAUAAAGUCAGCGGUCACCAUGGAAACAUAAUGAGUCAUAGACCUUGCCAUUGUAAUACAGAAUUUCGCAAGUGCUUACAACGUUAUAGUAAAGUUACAGUGUACAAAGACCUGGCUAAUGCCGUACUCCGCGCCAUAGACCAACUGAAGAAUUGCCAAAUCCGCGAUGGGACAGCGUGCGACCCGAAGAACCCAAAAACGUGCAGAAAAGGCGAUCUAAUCAAUCCGAAAUACGCACAUUGUCGCGUGAAUUGCAAAUCUGGUCCUUUGCUCCCGAUUGGUCAGCGUAUGUGUAGUAUUCGCCAAUGUAAACCGCCGAAUUUUGUAGACGGGGUUCGAAUCAUCGAUGUACCGAACCCCGCAACGAGUUCGAUGUGCGAGCCUGUGCGUAAUGUGCCAUAUCUGUGCGGGAAAGGCGACACUAGGUGCGUUUGUGAUGGCAAGCCGCUGGGAAGUGCGUUUACUGAUCGUUGUCGCUGUCAGUUUUGGCCAUUUAAGUUGUAA
This is a messenger RNA of Paramuricea clavata, 669 nucleotides long. The record is from the annotation of a GenBank genome assembly. Lineage: Eukaryota; Metazoa; Cnidaria; Anthozoa; Malacalcyonacea; Plexauridae.